UUGAGGCGGGGCGCGGGCCCCGGUGGUGGCGGCUGGGCCACUGGGCUGAGUCGGGGAGCUGCAGCCUGGUCUGGUCUGGGGUGUCGGGUGGCCCCAGAGGACUAGGAGGAGGAGGCGGCGCCGCUGCUCCUGUAGCUGCUUUCCCCCGUGGUAAAAUGGCUGACAAAGCCAAGUCUGGCAAAGCUGCCAACAAGACUCCCCCCAAGUCUCCUGGAGAUCCUGCCAAGGAGAAAUCAGCUAAACGACUCUCCCUGGAAUCUGAGGGCACCAAUGAGGGGGCUACCGCCCCAGAACUCAGUGCCCUGGAGGAGGCUUUUAGGAAAUUUGCUAUCCACGGAGACACCAGAGCCACGGGGAAAGAGAUGCAUGGAAAAAACUGGUCAAAACUCUGUAAGGACUGCCAAGUAAUCGAUGGGAAAAAUGUGACAAUCACCGAUGUGGACAUCGUCUUCAGCAAAAUCAAAGGGAAGUCCUGCAGGACAAUUACUUUUGAACAAUUUAAAGAAGCUCUGGAAGAACUCUCAAAGAAACGAUUUAAAGAUAAAAGCAACGAGGAAGCCAUUCAGGAGAUACACAAACUCAUCGAAGGAAAAGCUCCGAUAAUAUCGGGAGUGACGAAAGCCAUCUCCUCUCCAACCGUGUCACGACUUACAGAUACAUCCAAAUUCACCGGCUCCCACAAGGAGAGGUUUGAUCCCUCUGGCAAGGGGAAGGGCAAGGCGGGAAGAGUGGACUUGGUGGAUGAGUCAGGCUACGUGCCGGGAUAUAAGCACGCGGGCACGUAUGACCAUAAAGUCCAAGGAGGGAAGUAGGAGUCCCCUGCGGAGCACAAGCGAGCAUUGUCUGGACGGCGAUGGCACACUGUUCAGGUUGGCGUGAAUGCGAAGCUGAUGAUGUUGGAAAUCGUUUUCAGGAACUGGAACUUAUUCUACCACCUGCUGAGGUCCUCACAGCACAGGGCAACACUUCUUUACAUUCCUCAUGUUUAACGUGGGCAAAAGCAAAAGGGAAAAAUGAGUCUCUGAGCUUUAGGCAAGAAACCAAAUGGAAAGGCCUUUUUUUUUUUUUUCUUUCUGAUCCACACCGUAUCAGUAGCACAAAGAGGCCAAAAACAUUCCCAAAUGUUCAGUGUUGCAUCAGGGGUGAGAGAGGGUCCCCCUUUGCCCCUCACAUGGAGUGUUCUCCUGGCCUGCUUCACAUUUGGCAGGACGCCUUUCAGAAGAACAGCUCCCCCUUGAGCGGGCUGGGGUCCAACCAUACUGAUUCCUUUCUGAUGAGUCCACUCUGCCCUCGGAGACAAAAUGCUGAGCAUUAAACUGGGAAGUCAAUGGCUGUUUUUCCAAAGAGACUUCCAGAGAUCCAUAUUAUUAGCCUAUUUGUAAGCAGAGGAAGUUUCUUCCUGGAAAGCCAGAGAAAUGUAGCUCCUGAAUGACUAGUAGGUGAGCAGGGGAAUAAUAGGGCACAUCUCCAUAUGUCAAAAGUGGCUACUACCCCUUAUGUGAACCAUACCCACUUUAAUCCAAAUCACCAACAUGAAAAAGGAUAAAAACAGCCAGACUGGGGGUGGAGGGAUGGGGAAAAGGGAGCGUUUGGAGGCAAACAGAGUUAAUCUACUAACUAAAACUAUAAAGAUAACUAAAUUGAGCCUUAGGAGGAAAAAAACAAGAUUGAAGGAUGGCCACCCUUUGUUUCUAGGUUUACACUGCCACAUAGUGGGUGAGAAGGGCAUUUGGGAGUCUCAUGUAUAUCGUUUAACUAUGCUAAGGCUAAACCUAACACUGCUGAGAGGUUUUGCCCACAAUUUGGCAGACACUGCCAUGCUGUGUAUUGGGGGGUUUUAGGGGGAAAGGAGGGGGUGGUUAGGGUCUAGUACAUGUGAGCACAACUCUACACAUCUACAUGAUGUUUGCUUAUAUGCUAGCUCUGGGGGAAUGAAGUUUGAAAUCUCAAAUAACAAAGUCAACCAAAUAGGAAGAAAGUUUUCUGAGGUAGGACACAAAAACUUCCCAGUUUACAAAAAGCUAAUCAUCCCCUCCCCUCUCCUUCCUCUAUAGAAUCACAGAAAAAUGACUUUGAAAAAUAAUUUGAAGUGAAAAUCUUCUAAUAUUUAUAAAGCACAUGAGCAAUUUAUGAAAAGCAUUGAUUCUCUGUAUGUAUCAUAGCGUGCUCAUUUCAUAUUACUUAAUAUUAAAAGAGUUCCAGCCAUUGCAAUGGUUUUUAUCUUUUAUAUCCUGGAAACAGAAGUCCAGAACAAACCUAUUAUUUGUCACUGCUUUUCCCCUUUAAAACUAAAACCAACAUGUUGUUAAGUCCAAAACAUGCAAUGAAAAUGAAUGAUGAUUUUUUUUUUAGCCUGGGUAUUUGCAGUUGACCAUUUAAAGCUUUGCUUUUCCUUUUGUGAAAUGGAGUUCAUGCAUUAACUUUAAUAAUAUGUAACUUUGGCUAUUAAAGUUUAAUCAACUUUACAGUCUCUCUCUGUUUGUCCCCUUUCCCACUUUGGAUUUAGUACAUCUGUACUGAAGGCAUCUUUCAGAGUAUAAUCAGGAUGGGAUUAUGUGUGCUGGCUUUGCACACAAAGUCAUUAAUACCCUCUGGUAAUGAAAGUAUCUAGCCAAAAUCAAUCUCUUCUCCACUUUUAAAAAACUAUUGAAAAGUCUUUUGCGCUCUCUCUCGCUCUGAAUCUCUCCCUUCCUCCCUUCCUGUCUCUUCCUUCCUCUCUCCCUCUCCCCCCACAUCUCUCUCUCUGUCUCUGUCUCUCUGUUUCUGACUCAUUCUCCCACUCUGUCUCUGUCUCUCUCUUGUUUUCACACUCAUACUCUCAUUCUCUCUCUGUGUCUCUCAGUCUCUGUUUCUGUGUCUCUGUCUCUGUGUGUGUCUCUCUCUCCCUCCUCCCCCCAACAAUUUAGUCUUGACUGAUUUUUCCCUUGGAAGCUUUCUUUAUAAACUUGGCCUCUCUUGAACUCUUCCAAUCCCUAACAGGACAUGAAACCAAAACAACAAAAAUAAACAAAGGAAAGAAGUCUUUAUUAGGCCCCAGAUUUUUGUUUGGAUUUUGUUUUGUGUUUGUGAGAAAAGAGAAACAUGACCGCAAGUCCAUUUUUCAGCAUGCCCUGAGUGCUCUCUUGUGUUAGGAUUUCCCAACCCUUUACUAUCACUAUUAUCUAUUCAGGUUUCUUGAAAUUACCAAGAUAUUUUUGUGGUGGUAUGACAGUCUUAACAUCUUUGUUGUUGUUGUUGUUCUUUCUGUCUUUGUAAUUUUAUAUUAAACAGGGUCCCUGCCUCAUUCACAAACCAUAAAAAAGUGUCUACAAACAUUUCCACCUACAUCCAUACUGAAUAUUUGUAGCUGAGGUAACGUUUCUUAGUAUUACUACAUUUGCCAAUUUGUUAAAAAUGCAUGUUUGUUUAGGUCUCAGGAAUCUAAUCUUUGUAUUCAAUACCGUCUUAGUCAUGGGAAUAUUUAUACCUUUAUAUAAGAUGUGACUGUAGGUUUUGCUAUGAGCUGAGCAUUAUGUGGAGAUUUAGAUAACUUGGGACUAGGCCUCCCAAGAGUGAAUAAUUUCACUUGCUAAUCAAGCAUAAGGGCAGGGAAAGCUUUGGAAUGUUUCUUCCCCACCCACCUAAAGCUUGAAAGCCUGAAACAAAAACUCCAUGUCUUUUGUUGUUGGUGCUUUUUUUUUUUUUAAAUAGUCAGAUACAGACAGUGCACUGAAUAUCUCAGGAUCCAAGGGUCCUGCUACCUAACCAGCAAAGGAACCAUUAGCUGAGAGCAUUUAAGUAAUGUUUCACUUUUGGCCAUACAAAAGCUGGAAAUUGAUAGUUUCUAUGUAGUAUCCUACUUAAUUUCCACAGAUAAUGUAAUAGAGUUGAGAUACUGAAAAAUUUGCUGCCCUCAACCUUUCCACAAUUACCCCAUAAAUCAGUAUAUCCAUUAACUUUAUUCAUUCACUUCACAUAUUCUUUCAUCCACAAGGUCAACAAAAAUAUGCUACAAACCUACUAUGUGCAAGGCACUAAGGGAAAUGGAAAGAUAUAUGAUGUGGUCCCUGCACCCCCAGAGGUAACAAACUAGAAGGGGAAGCAUAAAGCACAAUCUCUUAUAUGAUUAUGUAAACAAAUUCUCCUUAGGAUAUUAGAUAUGUCAGCUGAUAUUGAGUUAAUUGAUUCAACCAAUGUUGAAGGAAUAAAUUAUGUUAAUUCAGUUUUGCCAGGCUUUGUUUUGCUUUAGCUUGUGGUCCUAGGAUCUGGGAAGCAAACCUCCAGGUGGAGUUUGCUUUUCACUCAGGUUUAGCCCAUGGAAUGGCAGUUCAGCAUGUUUUAUUCAGUUAAAAAAGUAAAAGGCUCUUCUAAUUCUCCAUAGCCAGCAAAAGAGCUUCUGAAAACACCUGCUCAUGAAAAACCAAUCCAAAUUCCUGGGUAUUUGAGGGCCUGGCUGAGGUGAGGCAGGAAAUAAAACAAAGAAUUUUUUUUUACUCAUUUUCCGUGUAUUAUUGAGGCAUUUAUACUUCCUGGUCUUAUAGAAACUAAAAGGAAAUGAAAGGGAAAUUUAUUAGCUAGCAAAGAAUCUUUUGGGUUGAAAUAAGAUGAGAUUCUCUGAGCUGACAUUUCAUAUACUCACAGGAUCAAAAAUAGAGAUGGAAGGAACCUUAGAGGUCAUCACAUCAUCUUACCAAUGAGGAAACAGAGGCGGUUUUAAAUGAUUUGUCCAUGAUUGCAUAGCUAGUAAUUAUCUCACUCUUUUUUUCCCCAAGGCAAUUGGCGUUAAGUGACUUGUCCAGGGUCCACAGCUAGGAAGUGUUACAUGUCUGAGGCAGGAUUUGAACUCAGGUCCUCCUGACUUUAGGGCUGGUGCUCUAUCCACUCCACUAUUUAGCUGCCCCAAGGAUCUGUUUCAUUUUUUUUUUCUUUUUGGUCAAAGGUAGGAUUUGAACCCGGUUUUUUUUUUACCUCAUGUCCAGUAAUCUAUUCACUACAGAGUGCAGUGGAGGUUUAGAAUAACUAUCAGAAUAAUGAAUACCAAGGAAAGAAAAAAUAUUUGUUUGUAUUUUCAGAUCAUUUCUAGUUGGAGCCUGAGAGCUCUGCAUUGCCUUUUAGACUAGAAAGGCAGAUCCACAACUCUAUAGUGGCCUUUGAAAGUGACUGUGUUAGAGAUGGGAAUGUGUCACCUGUUCACUGUAAACCAUGAGCCUUUAAAUACCUUUAAAUUUAAAUUUAUUAUUUAAUUUUAAUUUUAAUUAAUUUAAAUACUUUUAAAUACAUGUUGUCACUUAGAGACUGAGCUCAGAAGUUUACAAAAGCCCGACUUGAGUUUCAGAGGGGGAUAAGAAGGGAAUGGGGUACUAUGCCAGAACUAUAUGCCACUGUUAAUGCUUUGUUGUACCACUCCCCCCAAGAGAAUAUCCACAGCAAGAACUUUUAUUGACCCUGUUCUUUAAAUACAGUAAAUAUCUCAUAUCAUACAAACAUAUAUACAGAGUAAUGUAUACUUCAGACACUCUGUGGAUCAUUUGGAACCAAAAGCAAAAUUUAGCCAGAAGACAUGAAACUGCAGCUGCUCUCAUUAUAAGGUAACUGGUGAGACUUUGGAGUCUGUAUUGGCUGCACCAUUUGACUUUUUGAAGCAACAGCAUCUUUUCUACUAUUAUUUUGCAUUCAGUUUCCAAGAACUCGUUUGGCAAAAGCACUGGCCGAGUCCCCCUGAGAUGUCUAAGAGUCUGGUGUGAGAGCCUGCAGGGAUCUUAGAAGAUGAAGAGCUGAGGUUAACUAGAGGUCUCGGAUUUUAGUAGUUGUUUGUAAUCAUGAGGGCAACGCUCUCCCUGCUUGCAGUGAAAGCAUGAAAUCAGACAUCUCAGAAAGAACCCUGGGAAUAAAAAGACAAAAUAUCUUUCUCCUGGCUUUCCUCACAAGUCUGGACCCACAUGUAAGGAGCAUCUUUAGGCAAGAGCUAAUAAUUACCUAACAUGCUUUUGCAAAACUCUGAAAACUGAUAGUGGUAGUAUGUUAAUAGGUAGGUUCAAUAAAAAGUCUAAAACCCACAUAUUCUCUCUUACUCCAUUCCCCACACUUUCUCUUAUAAUCCAGUGGCUAUAACCAAUUACUCAUAAUUGAUUGGAAUGAUAUCCCCAUGGUUAUCUGAGGAGAAACCCCAUUUUGGGGCAUAGAAGGUACUUGUGUGAAUGUUGAUUCAUUUUGGAAAAGUGGAAUAGUUCUCCCACUUUUCCUUCAGUUUGUCAACCGUUCUACAAGAGGAGACCAAGAGAAAUGGACCAUGUUUUUCUCUUUUUCAUCUUUUCAAGGCAAGCUUCUGUCCCAGUCAGGGAAAAUUUUAUACAAGGGCUCAAUUUUUUUUCUUUUUUACAUCCCAAAUAACCGGUGUUAGCUGUUUUCCUGUCCCAUUAAAUAUUUCACAGAACUUUAAAGGGGCAAAGAUAGUCAUCUGUCAGGGAAAGAUUUAAAUGAAUCCAUGAUAGGGCUUAUCCCAAAGGAAAAAGACACAUUCCUCCUUCAGUGAUAAUUAUAAAGAGGACAGAAUUCUAGUGGUCCCCAUACCUGUCUUCUUCUUGAAACUUCUUUUAUCCACAGAAUACUGAAAGGAGGAUUUUUUUUUUUUUUGGCUGAGGCAAUUGGGGUUAAGUGACUUGCCCAGGGUCACAUAGCAAGGAAGUGUUAAGUAUCUGAGACCAGAUUUGAACUCAGGUCUUCCUGACUUCAGGGCUGGUGCUCUAUCCACUGCACCACCUAGCUGCCCCAGGAGGGUAUUUUUUAAAAAGCAGGAAUUAUUGUGUCCUGACUUAGGGGAGCAGUCCAUCGUCCUGAAUGAUGAAACUUGAAAUUUAUCCUAAAAGUAGAAUAUAGCAAAAUGUGAUAAGCUAAGGAACAACCACAAAAGUCUAAUGCUCCCAAAAUUUGGUGAGCCAAGAUCAAUAAACUACUCUACAAGUAAAUGGUUCUCCUUCAGGGAAAAAACAGACCUUCAGGAUAUCAAGAGUCAAACCAUUUAAUAAAUUAUGCCUCUUAAAGGAUAAGGUCCUUUUACCUCCUUAAAAGUGAACUGACCUUGGGGGUGAGGUGAGGAAAUUAAGCAAUUCAUUCCAACCAGGUACUCUCUAGAGAAUUUUAUAAAAUUUGUUUUCUAAAAAUUCAUUUUCUAAAAGUCUUUGAUAAGCAAACUUAUCAAAAGUGUGUUUUCUAAACUCUUAUCUAGGAAAAAACAUUCAUCUCACUUUCUCCCUCCUAAGCUGGAUUUGAAAUGCUACAAAAAAUAACAGUGCAAUGUGGUUAAUGGAAAUAAGUUUGAUCUGAGAUGACUCAUUUAGCCCAUUCUGUUCCAUUUGACUAUAUGCUAAAACUGCUCAAGAAUUGUUCCAGCAAAGUAAAUAAGAUAUGCUUUUUGGUGUUCCUUUUCAAUUCUGCAAUCUCAUCUGUAUUAUAGAUAAUAUGCAUCUUCUACUAGUCUUUUCCUUCUGCCUGAGAAUGACAAAUGUUACUAGGGAAUGGAGGUAUUGGAUUUCUGUUCAGUAAGCAAUUGAUGAGGCAUCUGUUUCUAAGUCUUUAUAACCUGCUUAUUCAACUAUAAACACAAUCUUCUGGCAUUUGUGAUUAUUUCUUUUGGUUUAAUACUAAGAUAUAAGUUGAUUUCAUUCUAAAACUUGGCAUUUGAUCAAAAUGAUUUUCAGCUUCCUCAUUGUUUUGGUUUUAGAUAGUCCUUAUUAAAGCUUUAAUGACAUUUAAUGACAGCUUGUUAAGGAUUGGGACUGAAGUUGGAGUCAGAAAGGCUUGAUUUCCUCCCUUUACCAUUUACUAGCUGGGUGAGGCAGCUAGAUGGUGGAAGAGAUCGAGUGCUGGACCUAGAGUCAGGAACAUAUGAAUUCAAAUCUAGCCUCAGACACUUACUAGCUAUGCAAACCUAGGCAUGUCACUUCAUCCGGUUUGCCUCUGUUUCCUCAUCUUAUGAACUGGAUAAGAAAAUGGCAAAUCUACUCCAGUAUCUUUGUCAAGAUCAGACCUUAAUGACAAUAACUAUGACUGUGAGCAAGUUGUGUAACUUUUCUAAGUCCUGCUUUUUUUCCACCUUUAAGAUUAGGGGGUUUGACUUAAUAACUCCUAAGGUCCCACCUAACUUUAAAUCUUUAAAUGGCUAUAAAAAAAGAUUCAUCUUAUUCCCUGAAAACUGAUUCCCCAUCAUUCAGGGUGGCCACAGAAUAAGUUAUGGUAAAGAGUAUGCAUGGAAGAAAUGACAUUUUACCAACUAAACAGCCUGAAGGAUAUGAGAAUGUCUACAGAUACAGCCUUUAAUUCUUCUAAACCAAAUAUUUCAGAAGUUUAUCUUCCACUAGGCCAAAUUAUCCAUUUAAGUAUAUAUAAGCAACUUUCUUUGAUUAUGUGUAGCUGAGGAUAGAUGCGUCUUUCCUUUCAAAGUAAUUUUUAACCAAAAAAAGCUAGUUUUGAUUAGUCAUAUUUCAUUGCCUGCAACCAAGAGAUGGAUAAAUAUUUAUUCUAGUGAGCAUCACAACUUAGAGACACCAUUUCAUUUUCCUAGUGAGCUGCCCAUUGGGCUUCAUCAUAUGUAUUAGACAAAGAAUCUUUGCUUGGAUUUGGAGUCUGUGCCCCCCAAAACAUGUCUGUGUAUUUUCAUCACUUCAGUUUCUAAAUAAUGUAUAUAGCACAUAACCAGGAUGUUUGCCUUUGUUGCAUGGUUUUAUGCAAUGCCAAUUAGCUUUUCGUAACCAAAGUUAAAUGAUUAAACUUUUCUUUGCUGGGAUUUGGGAUGGCAGAGGGAGCUACACAGUUUAUACCCCGAAAAUAUUCACCUUAAAGACAAUAAUUUCUGUCAUGGAAAGGGAGUGUGUAGGAGGGUGUUAGCCUCAAGAGGAAAAGGUAAAAGGGAGUUUUUUCAUAAUUGCUGAUCAUACAAAAUUAUUUAUGUUUCUAUUUAAGUGCUUUGUAAGAUAGACACAUGGUCAGUGCAGAGGAGAUAGGUUUAGCAGAUAGGUACCAAAAUCCAAAUUCUAAUUAUACUAUAAAUAUAAAAUGUCAUAGCAAGAGUUACAUAUAUUUAUACAAGAGUAUUUUUCAAAUGUUCUAAUACCUAUAGACUUUCAAGUUUUGGACAGAUGAAAAUGAUAGCAAAGCCAAGAAAUCAGAACUUGAGCAGUACCAAAUGUAGCUGCGUCCUUCCAUCCCUGGGUUUCCCCAAUUGCUGCCUUGAGCUGUUGCGCUGUAGGCCAGGUUCAGACUGUGACAUCCCGAUACUGCCCGGAUAGGCCCGAGCCUCGGAUGCCACUCUGCUAUUCGGCAGCUGGGAUCCAGCUUCCUGGAAUAGAAUCUGUUACCACUUAAGGUUUUAAAUGGCUGUUGGUAUCUUCUUUUGAGCUAAAUGUACCAAUAGCCUCAGCGAACUUAGCCAACCCUACAUCCCAACUCCCACCAAAAAAGUCGCCAUGUGCUUUUCUGUUUGUCUCUUGCAUCUUAGGUUAACAUUCAGCUCGACUGUGAAGUUUUCGAUCUAUUCAAAAGCCUUGGGGGGGUUAAAGGGACACCCAGCUCUAAACUGGCAAAAUUGUUUUCUACUGACUUACUACUGAAUGCUUGCUUACAUUGUGCAAGUAAACAGCUUAGCUUUUAGAGCUGGGGAGGAUGGGUACUCCUCACUCUGGCCUGUAGUGGCUAAAGGAGCACGGCAGUACUGGUGCUGAACUUUCUGGAUUAUGGCAGCCAGAUAUCCUCUAGAGAAACUGGAGGGUCUGAUCCAAGGGCAGCCACCUGAGCUUCCGGCUUGAGAGGGAAGGGCCUACUGAAAGGCAAGCACAGCUGGAGGCACUGUACUGAAUUUGACCCUCUUCAUUGAACUGCCAUCUUGUCCUUAGGCUUUGGGGGGUAGGUGGGGGUGGGAAGGGGAAAGAAAACUUAAAAGAAACUUGAAAGGGAUCACAUACUACUAGUUUGUACUAAGUUUUUCAGGAAAGGGAAACAAAUUUAUAUAUAUAUAUAUAUGUGAUAUAUUUUUACACUGUUUUAUUAAUGCUAGGAAGUAUUAAAUGUUUCACUUUAUCUGUAUGAUAUAAGUCAAGACAAUUAUGGACAUUGAAACUUUGUAAGUGCUGUCACUAACUUCUAAAAAUGCAUUAAUUGUGAAUAAGGUAUGUUGUCAAAAUAAGCAUUGCUAUUCUUGAUAUAUAUAGCCUUCUGGAGCCAAGCAGAAUAAGCCUCAAGUUUCAAUGCAGUCAUUAUCUGUCUAGAAAAGGCUUGGCUUGCAAACCUUUAUUAUAUUGUAUGGAUGUUGUUUCUUCUGGAGGAUUGCAAUUCAUGCUGUAUGUUUUUGCUAUUGAUUGUACACAAUUAUCUGUUCAGUUGGUAAAGUGAUUAAUAAAUGUGUUAAAAUAUG
Molecule: messenger RNA, 10384 nt
Organism: Antechinus flavipes (yellow-footed antechinus)
Lineage: Eukaryota; Metazoa; Chordata; Mammalia; Dasyuromorphia; Dasyuridae
Gene: TPPP
Product: tubulin polymerization promoting protein
Exons: 4
Coding region: 156-812 (218 amino acids)
Biological process (GO): microtubule bundle formation; microtubule polymerization; positive regulation of protein polymerization
Cellular component (GO): microtubule
Molecular function (GO): tubulin binding
Source: RefSeq, a predicted model, not a curated record